AUGGAGAAGUUGUGCAUCAAAGAGAAGCAGCUCCAGCCCAAUCGUACUGUCUUCCAUGGCAUUGUGCCCGGCCUUUCCUGCUCACCAAUCGGCAAGAUUAAGAUAGAUGUGCUCUUCGGAGACAAAGUUCACUUCCGCCGUGAGGCGAUUUGGUUUGAGGUGGUCGAUCUGGAGAGCCCCUAUCAUGUGCUCCUAGGCCGGUCAGCUCUAGCCAAGCUCAUGGCGGUGCCCCAUUAUGCCUACCUCAAGAUGAAUAUGCCGGGAACCAAGGGCAUUAUCACGAUAGCCGGGGACUACGAGAAGUCGGCCGCCUGUGCCGCGGCCAGCAGCAGGCUGGCCGAGUCCCUUGUGCAAAAGGCCCUCGGCCAGCAUUCAACAGAGUUUGAAUACACCCCCAACGGGUGGAACUACGCAAAUUUAACAAGUUUGUUCGAGCAACUACAAAAGCAGGAAAAGUUAAAACUGGCCGCCUAG
Aegilops tauschii subsp. strangulata is the source of this 474-nucleotide messenger RNA. RefSeq lists its product as uncharacterized. Lineage: Eukaryota; Viridiplantae; Streptophyta; Magnoliopsida; Poales; Poaceae. The record is from RefSeq and is a predicted model, not a curated record.